Molecule: messenger RNA, 4278 nt
Organism: Syzygium oleosum
Lineage: Eukaryota; Viridiplantae; Streptophyta; Magnoliopsida; Myrtales; Myrtaceae
Product: formin-like protein 13
Exons: 19
Coding region: 161-3775 (1204 amino acids)
Source: RefSeq, a predicted model, not a curated record
CUCGCUACGGACAAAGCAUUUCGAAUUCGCGGCAACCGACGGAGCUCUUUUCCUUACAUGACAAGCCAAGUGUGUCGGCUCCGCCACCGAACGCCUUCAAUCACUUCCUCUUCCAGGGCUCUGCGAUCGCGCGCGCGCGCGCUUCGGGGACGUUGCCGGGAUGGCGUCCUUCCUCAAAUUGUUCUACCGGAAGCCCCCCGAUGGCCUCCUCGAGAUCUGCGAGCGGGUCUACGUAUUUGAUUGCUGCUUUGCUACUGAUGUGUGGACGGAGGAGGACUACAAGGUUCAUAUGCGAGGAAUAGUUAGUCAGUUUCAAGAUCACUUCCACGAGUCUUCUAUUCUGGUGUUCAAUUUUCGUGAAGGAGAGGAGCGAAGCAAACUCAAUAACAUUCUCUCUGAGUAUGAUAUGACCAUCAUGGACUACCCUAAGCAGUAUGAGGGCUGCCCCUUGCUGACAAUGGAGAUGAUUCAUCAUUUUCUGAGGUCAUGCGAGAGUUGGCUUUCUCUUGGGCAUCAUAAUUUGCUGUUAAUGCACUGUGAACUUGGUGGUUGGCCAGUUUUGGCCUUCAUGCUUGCUGCUCUUCUAAUUUAUAGGAAGCUAUACAGUGGCGAGCAAAAGACAUUGGACAUGGUUUACAAGCAGGCUCCACGUGAGCUUUUACACUUGUUGUCGCCACUUAAUCCCGUCCCUUCUCAACAGAGAUACCUACAGUAUGUCUCGAGGAGGAAUGUGGCCACUGAAUGGCCUCCUUUGGACAGAGCGCUCACUUUAGACUGCAUUAUCAUCAGGUCCAUUCCAAAUUUUGAUGGGGAGGGUGGAUGCCGCCCUAUAUUCAGGAUUUAUGGGCAGGACCCCUUUCUCGUUAAUGAUCGCACUCCCAAAGCAUUAUUCUCAACUUCAAAGAGAAGCAAAGUGGUUCGGGUUUACAAGCAGGCAGAAUGCGAGUUAGUUAAGAUUGACAUAAACUGCCAUAUUCAAGGAGACGUUGUGCUUGAGUGCAUAAAUUUAUUUGAAGACUUGGAACGAGAAAAGAUGAUGUUCCGCGUCAUGUUCAAUACAGCUUUCAUCAGGUCAAACAUUUUGAUGCUUAAUCGUGAUGAAAUUGAUACCUUAUGGGAAGCUAAAGAUCUAUUUCCAAAGGAAUUCAGAGCAGAGAUCCUCUUUUCUGAGAUGGAUUCCGCUGCUUCCGUUGUUCCCGUAGAUAUUUCGUGCUUUGAGGAGGAGGGCCUUCCGAUAGAAGCAUUUGCUAAAGUUCAGGAAAUUUUUAGCCAUGUAGAGUGGUUGGCUCCCAACACAGAUGCUGCAAUUAAUGUCAUCCAGCAAAUGAAAGUUUCAAAUAUAAUUCAAGGAAAAUCGGAUGCUGAUUCUCUACAUGUUCUGGAAAGUUUCCCCUUAUCAGCUAAAAAGAGUCCUGAAAGUAUCAGAGAAGAAAGUGAUGAAAAGAUGUUAGAAAGUAAGAUGGAGAAGCACGGUUCUGUUUCCUUCAGUCUAGAGGAUCAAUCAGUUCCCCAAAAGCCAUCUCCAGGGAGAAGAGUGGAGGCUACUCAGACUACCAAGCAUUCUCCAGGUUACAUUGAUUCUGUGCAAGCUUCAAAUCUAGUGACGACAAAACAAGAGACUACUGCACCUCUUGGUCUCGCAUUUGAAAGUCAAAUUGACGAUCUUGCCUCAUCUGAGAGGAAAGCAGAAAACCCAACAACGGUAUCCUCAGACCAAGCAGUCCAAAUCAAGUCUCAGAAUCUUUCCCUUGAGCAUCUAGGACCCAAAAGUGUCUUAGUUUCACCGCCAACACCUCCUCCACCUCCUCCUCUUCAACCUGGUUUUUCUGCUUCCACCUCUUCUCCUCCUACAUCUCAUUAUCCCUUGUCUUCAAAAGCAGAAAAUUCACUUGGUGAUGAGAUAAAUUCUCACAUAGAGGGAAAGGAGGAGUCUACUCCAGCUCAUCCCAUGCCACAUUCUCCUCCUCCACCUCCACCACCACCACCACCACCACCACCACCACCACUACCAGGUUUGAGACCAACAGCUUUAGCUGGUGAAGAGGUCACUUCUCGUUUACAUGAUAUGAACAAGCAUUAUUCAGCCAGCUCUGCAGCCGAGCUACCUCCUCCUCCUCCUCCCCCUCCUCCUAGCCCUCCGCAGCCAUCUUCAAAAACACCAACACCACCUCCACCACCAAUGCCGCCACCGCCGCCACCACCACCAAUGCCUCCUUUGAAGGAGAUUCAACCAGCGAAUGUGAGACCUCCACCACCUCCGCCACCUCCUCUUCAUUCUGGGCAAGCUAUGGGUCCUAAAGUUCCCCCUACCGCACCACCGGCACCCCCUCCUUCCCCUGUCAUGGCCAAACAGUCUGGAGCUACAGUGAGGAACUCCCCACCUGUUCCUUCUGCGCCUCCUCCUCCUGUUCCUUCUGUUAAAGGUGUACCGAAGACUGGUGGAGGACCUCCUCCAGGUCCGCCAUUGAGUGCUUUCAACACUGCAAAGGGACGAGGCUUGUCACGUACUAUAAGUUCCAAGAGUAGCAACAUGAAAAAGCUAAAGCCUUUACAUUGGUUGAAGUUAUCGAGAGCGGUACAAGGAAGCAUUUGGGCUGAAACGCAAAAAUCUGGAGAAGCUACCAAGGCUCCGGAAAUUGACAUGUCUGAGCUGGAAACUCUUUUCUCAGCAUCUGUGCCGGUUUCAGAUCACAGCAGAAAAAAAAGUGCACGUGGCUCAGAUGCACGCAAGGCAGAUAAAGUGCAACUGAUUGACCACAGGCGAGCAUACAACUGUGAGAUUAUGCUUUCAAAGGUCAAAGUGCCAUUGCAUGAGUUAAUGAACUCGGUACUUGCUCUAGAAGAUUCUGCAUUGGAUAAUGACCAGGUGGAAAACCUCAUAAAGUUUUGUCCAACAAAAGAGGAGAUGGAACUACUUAAGGGCUACACUGGAGAGAAAGAAAAAUUAGGAAGAUGCGAACAGUUCUUUUUAGAAUUGAUGCAAGUGCCCCGAGUUGAAUCCAAACUGAGAGUUUUUUCAUUUAAGAUACAGUUUUCAACCCAGGUUGCUGACCUCAGAAACAACUUGAAUAUAGUGAACUCUUCUGCUGAAGAGAUCAAGAAUUCUGCGAAACUGAAGAGGAUUAUGCAGACGAUACUCUCACUUGGGAAUGCCUUGAACCAGGGGACCGCCAGGGGCUCUGCUAUUGGCUUUAGGUUGGAUAGCUUGCUCAAGCUAACUGAGACACGUGCUCGGAACAAUAAGAUGACUCUCAUGCAUUAUCUCUGUAAGGUACUAGCUGAUAAACUACCAGAAGUUCUAGAUUUCUCACAGGACCUGGCGCAUUUGGAACCAGCAUCCAAGAUACAAGUGAAAUUCUUGGCAGAGGAAAUGCAAGCAAUAAGCAAAGGGUUGGAAAAGGUUAUGCAGGAAUUGUCUGUGUCUGAAAAUGAUGGUCCUGUUUCAGAAACUUUUUGCAAGACCUUGAAGGAGUUCCUUCGCUCUGCUGAAGCUGAAGUGAGGUCUUUAGCUUUACUCUACUCUGGGGUGGGUAGAAAUGUGGAUUCAUUGAUUCUCUACUUUGGAGAAGAUCCAGCUCGUUGCCCCUUUGAGCAAGUUGCCUCGACUCUUCUCAACUUUGUAAGAAUGUUUAACAAAGCCCAUGAGGAGAACUGCAAGCAGAAAGAACUUGAGAUGAAAAAAGCAGCUGAAACUGACAAGGCGAAGCUAGGCGAUUCUCAUAAGAAGGCUGAUCAUCAACUACAGACAUCGCUUUUGAUGAGUAAUGUUCUAUGAUCAUGCUUUCAUGUAGGUCAAGAAAGGAGAUGUUCAACUUAACCUUCUGCUUACAAAGAUGGCAAUGGAAAAUCAGGUAGUUUAGCGGCUAGUGAAUAGAGUGUACAUAUUGACCAGCAGCACAAUUAGGUCCAGCUGUAUAGUGACACAACUUGCCUCUAACCGCAACCUUUCUUGAAAUUUUUCCAUUAUGCGACCUCUCACCCGUUGGCUUGACGAAGAAAGGCGGUUAGCCGGUAAGGAAUAAAUCAUCUGAUUGGCAACUGUAAAAGAUCCAGAUAAGCUAGUUAUGAAUAAUUUCUAGGGACAUAAUUUCAGGGUAGGAAUUUUCUAACACCUGCCUCUGCAUCCUCUUUUUAAGGUUUUGUAGAAGUUGUGAAUUACCUGAUUUGAAUGACCUCAACAUAAUAAUUUCCUUCUGUAGAAUAUCAACUUGUGUUGUAGCACAGGUAUUAUUGUGGAACUUUUUCUUUCUUGAUAACAUCAUCAUGUUUUCCGUUAUC